UGCACUUCUUUUAUAGUUACUCCUUUCUUUUUAAAUAAGGCGGGGUGGGGGGAAAUCUCCCACUAAACUUUUCCCUUUUCGGAAGGCGGGACUGGAACAAUACCCGAUGCAUUGUUUAAAUGUAAAACCUCCAGCGCCUUUUUCAUGUAUUUAUUUAUAUAUACUUUUUUUUUUCCGGUAGGGUUUUAUUGCCGCCGCUGUUGUGAUAGCGCUUUCCCCUCUUGUGUUUACAGCUUCUGUGAGGGAGAGACGCUGAGACGAAGAACCGGGAUCCCUAGGCUGCAUAAACAAGGAGAGCAGGAGUCCAUCUAAGCAAAGCUGGAAGGAUUUCACCUUGUUGCUGUUUGUUUAGGGAGAUUAUCCCUCCUCCCUCCUCUCCCCCCCGCCCCGGACGCUCUCCAGCUGAGCGUUUGUUUCGUUGCUGCCUCCACAGCCGGCCAGAAAAACAGCGCUUUACAUGUUAGAGGUGAUUUUUUAUCGUGGUGUGCCUGCAAGAGAGACAUCGGCACCAGUGUUCGAGGGGGAGGAGGGAGAUGCGAUCGGCUGAGGUUUUCCCUACCUCCGGCUGAACGUGAGAGUUCAAGUGACAUCGCCGCUGGCCUGUGGCGGACUGACUGCCCAGCGAGCCGGAAUCACAGCCAGAGCUGCUGGGUUUACCUGCCCGAGGACCCUUCAGACCCUCCUGUUGACGAUAGAGAUUUGUAUCCAAAGGAAAAUCGGAUUAAUAUAAACUAUGCAGAGCUUUGCGGGGAUAUCUGGAGACUACCCUGUCUGCAUGGCUAAUCUUGAAAUUGUCUGAAAUAAAUCCUUAGUGCAAGGAAUAACAAGAUACUUUCAAUUAGUUGGUGGUGGGUUGGGUUUUUUCUCCCUCAACGCUUUUUUUUUUUUUCCCCUGCCACGAGAAUUUUAACGCCUCUACCGGGAAGGUUUUCACAGGAGAACGGGACACAUGCUGGAAAACUCACCACCCUUCAUAAGAAUCACGCGGGGAGCAGUUUCCAUCAUCGCUGCGGUAUGAAAGGUACUCUUUGGAUUGUCUGCUGGUGGCUGAGAUGGAUCAGUCUCUCUCUGUUUCUGUUAGCGAUGUGCUGAAGGAUCUGGAUUUACUGAAAUACUGACGCCCAUAAACUUACCCGCUUUCUGUGGAAGGCAUUGGAUGUGACAGCGCGGAGAAACAUGUGUUUCACAUUUCUGACUGGUUGUUUUGGUGCAAUCAAUACCUCCACCAGAAACAUUGACUUAGGUGGCGAUUAUCAUACCGGGAGGCACGGGGAGUGCUGCUUUCGGGCUGCAUGCGGAGUGAGCACAAAUCAAAGAGUCUGCCGCUCCUGUGAAGUGGGGGGAUCGGCUCCCCCCAGACUGCGGGGCAAAGACAGGGGGGGAUGUACCCACCCCACCGCGGAGAGCCCGGCCUCGAGGUACGGCAUGAGCAAUGACCAAAGUGCUGUCAGGAGUGGCAGGCAGUCGGAUCGGAUGGGGAGCAGUGAGGCAAGAACAGUGGAUCGCGAAAUUACUGCCCGGAGGAAUAGCAGGCGAGGCGGAAUGAUGAUAAAGUUAAACUUCUGUUUCAUCUUCUGUCGGGGAUGGUGGGCGUUUCUGUUGCUUCAGCUCCACAUGUUGCAAGCACUGGCACAAGAUGAUGUUGCUCCAUACUUCAAGACUGAACCAGGCUUGCCUCAGAUACACUUGGAAGGAAAUCGACUUGUACUUACGUGCCUUGCCGAAGGCAGCUGGCCCUUGGAAUUUAAGUGGUUACGCAACGACAGUGAAAUAACCGCCUACUCCAGUGAAUAUAAGUACAUCAUCCCAGCUCUGCAGAGGUCUGAUGCUGGCUUUUAUCAGUGUAUCGUACGGAACAGGAUGGGGGCAUUGCUGCAAAGAAGAUCUGAAGUUCAAGUGGCAUACAUGGGGAACUUCAUGGACACAAACCAGAGAAAAACAGUGACUGAAGGACAAGCUGCAGUUCUAAACCUCCUACACAUACUCAGCUACCCAAGACCACAAGUAACAUGGUUUAGAGAUGGACACAAGAUUAUACCAAGCAGCAGAAUAGCCAUCACACUGGAGAAUCAGCUGGUGAUCCUUGCAACAUCAGUGUCUGAUGCAGGAGGCUACUAUGUCCAGGCGGUCAAUGAAAAGAAUGGAGAGAACAAGACAAGUCCCUUUAUUCAUCUCAGCAUAGCAAGUGCCACAGACCCAUCUGACACGGUGGCUCCCGUCAUUGUAAUCCCUCCCCAGAAUACCAGCAUUGUAGCAGGGAGCAGCGAUGUGACGCUGGAGUGUGUGGCCAAUGCAAGACCUCUGGAGAGACUAAGCAUGACCUGGAAGAGAAAUGGAAUAAAAAUAACCAGUGGCAUUAGCAGUUUUGGGAGACGACUCACUAUCACCAACCCAACCUCUGCUGAUGUGGGGAUGUACUUCUGUGAAGCAAAAUUGAGAGACAGCACAGAGGAGCCAGCAAGAGCAAGAGCCUUCCUUUCUAUAAUGGAACCACCGUAUUUCACGGCUGAACCUGAGAGUGUGAUUUUGGCUGAAGCAGACAAAGACGUGGACAUUCUGUGCCAGGCAAUGGGUGUUCCCAUUCCCACCCUUGUCUGGUAUAAGGACUCUGUUCCCCUCAGCAAGCUGGAAAACCCCCGCUACAAAGUACUGCUGAGUGGUGGGCUCCGGAUCCACAAGCUGCAUCCUCAGGAUGCUGGAAUCUUCCAGUGUUUUGCUAGUAAUAAAGCUGGGGAGAUACAGACAUACACCUACCUGGAUGUGACCAACAUUAAACCAGCAUUUAUACAGCCUCCAGAGGAUACCACUGUCACGGAGGGGAUGACCGCCGUGCUAGCCUGUGAAGUUUCAGGGGCUCCAAAACCCGCCAUUUCCUGGAAGAAAGGAAGCCAGAUCUUAGCCAGUGGCUCAGUUCGGAUUCCUCGGUUCAUUCUUCUUGAAUCUGGAGGGCUCCAGAUAACACCCGUUUUCCUUCAGGAUGCUGGCAAUUAUACUUGCUGUGCAGUCAACUCUGAAGGAGCUCUGAAUGCUUUUGUGAUGCUGACAGUCUGGAAUCGCACUGUCAUUGUUCAUCCUCCUGAGAAUAGCACGGUGAUCAAAGGAACCACAGCAACUCUGCGAUGUGAAGCAACUCAUGAUCCUAGAAUUUCAAUCAGGUAUCUUUGGAAGAAGGACAGUGUUGUAAUAAAUCCAUCCAGCACUUCCAGGAUCACAGUAGAGAAAGAUGGCACCCUCCUCAUCAGUCAGACAUGGUCUGGUGACAUUGGAGACUAUACCUGUGAGGUCAUUUCUCUUGGAGGAAAUGACUCCAGAAUGGCUCGACUAGAAGUGAUUGAGCUGCCUCAUUCCCCUCAGAAUCUUCUGGCCACUCUAAAUUCCUCAUACAGCCGCAGUGUGAUGCUCUCCUGGGUGCGCCCCUUUGAUGGAAACAGCCCUGUUCUCUACUACAUGGUCGAGCUCUCCGAGAACAAUUCUCCCUGGAAGGUUCACCUCUCAAACCUUGACCCAAAGAUGACCGGUGUCACUGUGAGUGGACUAACUCCAGCCAGAACCUACCAGUUCAGGGUGUGUGCUGUUAACCAGGUGGGAAAGGGCCAGUACAGCUCUGAGACCAGCAGGCUGAUGCUACCUGAGGAGCCCCCAAGUGCUCCACCUAAAAACAUAGUGGCCAGUGGGCGCACCAAUCAGUCUAUCAUGGUCCAGUGGCAACCUCCUCCCGAGAGUGAACAUAAUGGAGUUCUUCAUGGGUAUGUCCUAAGGUAUCGCCUGGCCGGCCUCCCUGGAGAAUACCAGUAUAAGAACAUCACCAGUGCAGAAAUCAACUACUGCUUAGUGAAAGACCUGAUCAUUUGGACCCAGUAUGAGAUCCAAGUGGCAUCUUACAAUGGAGCUGGGCUGGGAGUAUUCAGCAGACCUGUGACAGAGUACACUUUACAGGGAGUGCCUACAGCUCCACCACAGAAUGUGCAAGUGGAAGCUGUGAACUCUACAACCAUCCAGUUCCUCUGGACCCCUCCACCCCAGCAGUUCAUCAAUGGUAUUAACCAAGGAUACAAGCUUCUAGCAUGGCCAGUGGAUACUCCAGAGACUGUGACUAUAGUCACCAUUGCUCCAGAUUUUCAUGGUGUUCAUAGUGGCUGCAUCACCAACCUGAAGAAAUACACUACUUACUACACAUCAGUUCUGUGUUUCACCACACCUGGCGAUGGACCACGCAGCACACCCCAGCUCCUGCGCACCCUUGAAGACAAGCCAGGAGCAGUGGGACAUCUGAGUUUUACUGAGAUUCUGGACACAUCUCUCAAGGUCAGCUGGCAAGAACCAGUGGAGAAAAAUGGCAUCAUUACAGGGUACCAGAUCUCCUGGGAGGUGUAUGGCAGGAAUGAGUCUCGUUUUGCCCGCAUGCUGCCUAACACCACGCUGGAGUACAAGAUCACAGGGCUGUCAUCACUCACUACCUACACCAUUGAGGUGGCAGCUGUGACUGCAAAAGGGAGUGGAUGGAUUACGUCUUCCACCAUCUCUUCUGGUGUGCCCCCAGAGCUUCCAGGUCCUCCAUCCAACCUGGUGAUUUCCAACAUCAGUCCUCGCUCUGCCACACUUCAGUUCCGGCCAGGCUAUGAUGGCAAAACCACCAUCUCCAAGUGGAUAGUUGAAGGCCAGGUUGGUGUACUGGGUGAUGAAGAAGAGUGGGUGAGCCUUCAUGAGGUUGAGAAUGAACCUGAUGCUCAGAUGCUAGAGGUACCAAACCUUACUCCUUACACUCAUUACAGGUUCCGGAUGAGGCAGGUGAACGUGGUGGGCCCCAGCCCAUUGAGCCAACCCUCCCGCGUCAUCCAGACACUGCAGGCCCCACCAGACGUGGCCCCUGGGAGUGUCACCGCACGCACAGCCAGCGAGACCAGCCUCCGGCUGCGAUGGGUGCCCCUCCCUGACACACAAUAUAAUGGCAAUCCAGAGUCAGUGGGGUACAGGAUAAAGUUCUGGCGUGUGGAUGUGCAGUCUCCCGCCCUGAUGAAGGUUAUUAAUGACCGCUUGGAAAGAGAGUGCACAAUUGAAGAUCUGGAGGAGUGGACAGAAUAUGAACUGCAGAUCCAGGCUUUCAAUGCCAUUGGGGCAGGACCAUGGAGCGAAGUAGUGAGAGGUCGUACACGGGAGUCUGUUCCCUCUGCUCCUCCUGAGAAUGUCUCUGCUGAAGCUGUGAGUUCAACCCAGAUCCUUCUGACAUGGACCGCAGUCCCCGAGCCCGAGCAGAACGGUCUCAUCCUGGGUUACAAGAUACUUUUCAAAGCAAAAGAUUUAGACUCUGAGCCAAAGAGCCAAGUAGUAAGAGGUAACCACACACAGUCUUUCCUCCUGUCUGGUUUGCGGAAGUAUGUGCUCUAUGAGAUCCAGGUACUGGCUUUCACUCGUAUCGGAGAUGGAGUCCCUAGCUCUCCUGCAGUUGUAGAAAGAACAAAGGAUGACGCUCCUGGGCCACCUGUGAGGCUGGUGUUCCCUGAGGUGAGGCUAACAUCCGUACGGAUCGUUUGGCAGCCGCCAGAGGAGCCCAAUGGAAUUAUUCUGGGGUAUCAGAUCGCCUACCGUCUGGCCAGCAGCAGCCCAAACAAGUUCACAACGGUGGAGGUUGGCUCUACAGUCAGGCAGUUUACUGCUACAGAUCUCACCCCUGAGUCAGCAUACAUCUUUCGGACAUCUGCCAAGACCAGGCAGGGCUGGGGGGAGCCUCUGGAAGCCACAGUGAUCACAACAGAAAAAAGAGAACGACCAGCACCUCCCAGGCAGGUGAUGACCCCCCAGGGUGAUGUGACAUCACGGAGUCUGCUGUUGGCGUGGGUCCCUGGAAGUGAUGGAUCUUCACCAAUACGAUAUUUUACAGUCCAAGUGCGAGAACUGCCAAAUGGAGACUGGCAAACCUACUCCUCUUCCAUCAGCCACGAGGCAACAUCCUGCAUUAUUGAAAGCUUGAACCCCUUCACCUCUUACAAACUGCGAGUGAAAGCAACCAAUGACAUUGGAGACAGUGACUUCAGUGCAGAGACUGAGGCAGUCACAACUCUGCAGGAUGUUCCAGGUGAACCACCCAGUUCUGUGUCAGUAACUCCUCAUACGACUUCAUCUGUCCUUGUGCAGUGGCAGCCACCCAAAGUUGAGAGUCUAAAUGGCUUGCUCUUGGGAUACCGGAUCUACUAUCGGGAGCUGGAUUAUGACACUGGACCUGGAACAGAAACCAAAACCAUCCAGAGCCCUUCAGCUUUAAGAGCAGAGCUCACACCCCAAAGCAGCUUCAAGACAGUGAACAGCAGCUCUGCAUUAACGACGUAUGAAUUAACACAGUUGAAGAAAUACAAGAGAUACGAAGUAUUAAUGACAGCAUAUAAUAUAAUUGGUGAGAGCCCUACCAGCGCACCAGUGGAAGUGUUUGUGGGUGAAGCAGCACCAGCGCUGGCCCCACAGAACAUCCAAAUAAACUCCCUUUCUGCAAGCCAGUUGGAGCUCACCUGGGACCCACCUCCGGCUGACAGCCAGAAUGGGAACAUCCAAGGCUACAAGAUUUAUUACUGGGAGAGUGACACCCAGAAUGACACAGAGAAAGUGAAGGUCCUUUUCCUUCCGGAGACAACUGUCCGGCUCAAGAACCUGACCAGCCACACACGGUACAUGGUCUGCAUCUCCGCGUUCAAUGCAGCCGGGGAUGGCCCCAGAAGCAGCCCCUCACAGGGCAGGACACACCAGGCCGCACCCAGUGCUCCCAGCUUCUUGACGUUCUCGGAGAUCACUUGCACGACACUCAAUGUGUCCUGGGGCGAGCCGACAGCAGCAAAUGGAGUCCUGCAGGGUUAUCGAGUAGUCUAUGAGCCCUUGGCUCCCAUCCAGGGGGUAAGUAAGGUAGUGACUGUGGACAUAAAAGGGAACUGGCAACGCUGGUUGAAGGUCCGAGAUCUCACCAAAGGUAUGACCUAUUUAUUCAAAGUGCAAGCCCGAACCAUCGCCUAUGGACCUGAGCUGCAAGCCAACAUUACAGCUGGGCCAGCAGAAGGGUCUCCUGGCUCCCCUCAGGAAAUUCUGGUGACAAAAUCUGCUUCUGGGCUGACACUACAAUGGACUGAGGGAGAUUCAGGAGAAAAACCUACAACUGGCUACAUUAUAGAGGCACGACCCUCAGAUGAAGGACUGUGGGAUAUGUUUGUGAAGGACAUCCCUCGCAGUGCUACCUCCUACACAGUUGGCCUGGACAAACUCAAACAGGGUGUGACCUAUGAAUUUCGGGUGGUGGCUGUCAAUGAAUUUGGCUAUGGAGAACCCAGUGUUCCCUCUGUGGCAGUAUCAGCGCAAACAGAAUCGCCUUUCUAUGAGGAGUGGUGGUUCCUGCUGGUGAUGGCACUUUCAAGUCUGAUCCUCAUCCUCCUGGUGGUGUUUGCAUUGGUCCUGCAUGGCCAGAGCAAGAAGUACAAGAACUGCGGUGCAGGUAAAACCAUCUCCAAUGUGGAAGAGUCGGUCACCCUGGAUAAUGGAGGCUUCACUGCUCUGGAGCUCAAUAGCAGACACCUGAUCAAGAGCACCUUCUCAAAGAAAAAUGGAACCAGGUCUCCUCCUCGCCCAAGCCCAGGGGGGCUGCACUACUCUGAUGAGGAUAUCUGCAACAAGUACAACGGAGCUGUGCUGACCGAAGGCUUGGGCCUCAGUGAGAAGCCCUUAGAGGUAUCAGAGUCAGAGGCCACUGACUCAGAUUAUGAAGAUGAGUUGCCAAAGCACUCCUUUGUGAACCAUUACAUGAGCGACCCCACCUACUACAACUCAUGGAAGCGGCAGCAGAAAGGUGUGAAGCACCCAGCAUCCUACAGAUAUGAGGAGUGCGCCGCCAGCGAGACAGAACCCUAUUUCCAGACUGUCAUCACGACACAGAGCUCAGGAGGGGUGUACACCCCAAUGGGACAGCCUGCGCCCGGCUCCCGGACUCCAGUGACAGGGUUCUCCUCCUUUGUUUGAGACGGGAAUGGAGGAUGGAGCCGAACUGCCGGCGGCACUCGGAGGGGGGGACCCGGCGCAGUGACUAUGUGUGCGGUGAACUGUGGGUAACUUCUCUAUCAGGGUAGAAAUGGAUGGGAACACGGAUGAGGCUGGGGUUUGGGUAUUUUUCCUGAAGACAAUCAACUCUGAGAACAUGGAGCUGAACGAGCUGAACCUUUGUUUAAAAGAGGAAAAAAAAAAAAAAAAGGAAUUCUGAAAAGUGAUGAUUUUAACCACUUGUGAAUAGUAGGGGUUUUUUAACUGCUUUUUGUAACACUGCUUCAGGAAGCAGCUCCCACACCCUUCUCUUUCCUCUUUCUUUCUCUCCCCUCCUUCUGUCCUGCCUUUCCCAAACAAGGAGGUGAAUUCCCUAGAUGCAAUGAGUGACUUUGUAAUGUGAUUUGAAGAGAAAACAUAAAACCUCCCAGGCUCCUUUUUCUUUUGUUUUUUCUCUAGUUUUUCUUUUUUCUUUUUAACUUUUCCCUGCCAUCAAAGCCAAGUAGGAAGACAUAAAAGGGACAAAUUCUUACAUGAAAAGCAGACAUCUCUCUCCUCAUUGCUGCUCCCCAGAUUAAGAGCACUGGCUGAUCAGUUUAGGGUCAGAUGUGUCUGCUCUAGGCUCACUACCAGUGUAUUUAUACUGCAUUAUUGACCUGCUUUUCUUUGUUGUUCAAAUGGGACCUGCUGCAUUCUUUAAUAUUCCAACUCCAGGACCUUUGGAAGAGGAGAUGGCUCAAAAGAGCACUGUAGGCAGUAGUGGGUGAAGGAAGUGGGAAGAAUUCAGAUGCAAGGUCAGUUUAUUUUUGGUGUGGCUCUGAUCCUCCCUCAUGGACUGCAUGUACCAUUUGAAUUGGUCACUUUUAAGAAGUCAGUGGACACAACCCAGCAAGCCAGAGGAAUCUCUUCAGUUAAGACUGCACCAACAAGCUAGAGAGUCUACUAACUGAUGAGGUUUCUGAUCAUCAAAGUUAUCCUGCCCUGUCAAUAGCAGUUGAACACCCUUUCUUGCCCAGACUCCACAGUACUGCUUACUGGUGUGUAAACCAGUACACAGUAGCUGGGUUUGUUUGAUUUGAUUGUGCAAAGACACAUCGCACAGACUGGGUGAGUUUUGGUGUCCACAGGUGCCUUUUAUUGAUUCUUCAGCUUUGUAUCUGGCAGAAGUGUCUCCAAAUACAGCUAACCAGGUUCUGCAAGCAUUAGGGUCAUGAAUUACCUUGCACACAUUUACAGUCUUCUUUGUGCCCUUGAAGCUAUAGCCUUUGAAAGAAGAGAGAGGAUUUUUAGUUCGUUUUCCAUCCUUUUGUAUAAGUCACUUUUUGUUUUCUUCUUUUCUGUCCUUUUCCUGAGUCUUGUCAUGUUUUUGCAGUAAGUUGUUUAUGUGCAAGGAAGUUAUCAGUUUAAAGAGAAUCCAAGUCCAACCCUUGGACCUAACAAGAGCCCUGGAUCACCAUACAUUUUAACCACAAGAGUUCUAAAGCUGAAUUUGGAAGUAGGCAAGUCCUUGCCACUCCAGCAUCUGGCAUUUCCUCCCAGAUGAAUGUAAGUCAGCCAGGACAAUUGAUACCCUGCUGCUUCCUGACAUCCCAUCAGGGCACAUGUGGGCACUGCUAUUGCAAAUUGUCCCUGGCCUCUCUGGAGGGAUGUGGGACAGCUGUGGCACUGGGUGCUGGUGUCUUCAAGGCAGGUUAGUGAAAUCAACCUGGCAUUGAUUACAGUGCUGCCUGUUCCUGCCCACAGGGGGUGGUUGGAAGUAGCCUGGUGGCAUCUCACCUGAACAGUUGAGGUCCAAGGGCAAGCUCAGCCUUGCUGUCACAUUUCAGUGCCUCUUGGGCAGGGCAGACAAGCUCAGAACUGCUUUUCCUCUUUGGCAAUGCCUCCAAGCACUGCUGCUCUUGGUGCAUACACGUUCUGGAUAGCUUUGGCACUGGAUUGCUGUUCCUCUCCAAAGGCUCCAGAAAGAAAAAGUUCAAAACCAAAAACUCCAGUGGGUGUGUUUAAGGGCUUUUGAGUUUGGGAUAAUGAUCCCCACACAGCUCCUUAGAUGGCAAGGAAUAUACAAAGACAUGAACUUGAGCCAAACCCUUGUGAGCCGUCCUCCUCUCUGCACCUGCAUAGGAUGUGUGUGGGAUGGAGAAGGGGCUCUAAAAGAAUGACUGAGCUUACUGUGAAGAGGAAUGCAAAGCAAACAAAACCCCCACUGCCUUCUGUGCACUUUGACUGUUCUCUUAAGCCAUAUGGACUUUGCUUUAAUUACUGAGCUGCCAAAAUUUGUUUGCUGUCUGAUUUUUUUUGUUGUUGUUUCUUAGAGAAAAUCAUCUACAUGCCUUUCUGAUUUGUUUUCUUUGUCUUUUGUUAUUUCCUGCAUCAGAUUACGUAUUUUAAACACCUUGUUUUAUAUCCAUGUGACAUAGCAAUGCAAUUGCUGUCGGAAUUUUAGUGGUGCUUAUCCAACGGGUAUGAGAAGUAGUGCUGUUCAAGGACCACUAAGGGCUUAGGGCUAUAGAUUAGUAACAAGUAGAUGGAACACUGAAGAGUUUGUUCCAAAGGAAAGCAUAGUGCAAGCAGCUCUGUAUCUCCUGAGUAUUGCCAGAUCUGUAUCGGUGUAAGGUGCAGUUAAUCCCUGGGGCUGAUCUGAUACCUCAUUGAGCAAAAAAGCAAGGGAACAAUGAGGAAUAAAGGAAAUGGACUUUGUGGCCACUGCUCCACUGAAUGACAGCGUGGGGAGCAGCACGAUUUAUACAAAGUGAGGAGAAGAGACUGUUCCUUUUUUCUCAGAGCCAUCUGCUGCUCAAAAGCCUGAGCUUGCUGAGUUGGCUGUAUGGCUCUUUUCUUCUGGCUGCUGCCAAAAUAAUAGGUUAGGUGUGAUUCCUUUAGGACCUGUUGAUCCAAACAAAGGUAUUUCUGUUCCAGUCCAGUCCACAGUGGUUUUAUUUUACUUAAGCAAUUGCAGAGCAUGGAAGUGCACUGCCCUGCUCAUCCAUGAGAUGAGCAUAGGAUGUGUGUUCUGCUGGCCAGGAUCCUGCAUAGCUACAUGCAUGAUGCCUGUGCCUUCUUGUUAACGUGUAGUAAGGAAAUAUGAUUAAUGGGUAGAUUUUAUUUACCUCAGAUAUCAGGUAAACUGUUCUAUCUGGAAGGAAGCACUCCAUCAGUUAGCAAGAAAGCUUUAUUUCAUAGGUGUAAUCUCUGGGAAUCACAGCCUUGAAAUAUGCCUUUUAAACAUUAGUUGUCAUGUUACAAUAACUUCACCCAUCAAAUCCACUUCUCUUUCUGUCUUCUUGUUUAGAACAAUCUUGAAAAAUGAAGGCUUAUAUUUAAAACACGUUCUUAGGAUAUUUUGUUUAUUUACUUAGCAAUGAUUCUUGGGGUCUCUUGGUGCUGGAUUUAAUAGGAGCUCAUUUUUCAUGCAGUAGCCAUGGAAAUAUCCAAUUUCCUGCAGGAAAAAUGUGGCCAAGUGUCCAUCCCCCUCCCAGGGCUGAGAUGACACCAGCCAUCACCAUCACCAGUGCUCCUGUUGCUCCCAGUGGCACCAAACCUCAAGUUGUACCUAUCAUAAAUCAUGUGCAAAAGAGCACAUAAGUGAAAAAGAUGUACCACUCCACUCAAAGUGGAGCAUUUUUAUCCCCCCGGAGUCAGUAUGACACAUAAUCUUCAGCACAGCCCACACCUUUGGGUGGAAUAUUUUCCAUUCCCAUCUUUUAAUCCUCCAAUUUUGGUGCACUACCAGUGCUGCUUGGGUGCAAGUGGCAGCAGUGAGUAGGGACUGGAGAGGGAGCUGUUUUACUUUCAUUGGAAGUCUCUUUUUCCCUACCCUGAGAGUCACCUCUGUGAAACUCCUUCAUGGGGAGGGCAUGGAGAAGGGAGAGCCCAGAGCAAGGGGUUUCAUCAGUGGUUGCUAAACGAAUCACACCAUGACCAGUGAUCCCGCUUUGGAAGCAGUUGGCAUUACUGGAGAGAAGGAAAAAAAACAUCCAGAAAAAGAAAACUAAUCCAUUACCCAAAAGGAUUAUUUUUUCCCUCUUCAUUUUGAGUGUUAAAGCCAGUGAUGCUUUUCAGGUGGUCCAGGAUCUCAUUUUCCUGUUUAUACCCAGGUCUCUGCCAGAAGCUGCUGCAGCAGUUGUUUAGAAUAAAUGUCCAAAUCUGUCUUGACACAAGGAUGCAUUUAUUAUCCUUGUCAUUGCUUCCCUCAAGAAAUCCAUUGGGUCAUCCAAAGAUUAUCCAGUCUGCUCUCCAAAACAAGGAGGAGAGAUGGCUGUUUAUACAUACAGAGCGCUGGUGUCUUCUCCCACUUGCUGGUUUUAGAUCAUGCAGGGCAACUUGUUUCUGAAAAAUCCUUUUAGAAAAGGAAUUUACUGGGAAAUGUCAAAAACUAAACCCCAAAAUUAUCCCACAAGAAAGAUAACCCUUAGCAGGGCCACUGGAAUUCCUGAAGUCCUAGAAACCUGUGAGAUCUAAAACUGAAUGUGAUUCCUAGACCUCCUAUCUGUAGUGAUCUCCUUUGUCAAUAGCAGUCAGAAGGGCAUGUGCAAUGAGGGGUUGUGUUUGGAGAGGAAAAGCCAACACAGAGCAGUUGCUGGAUGGGCAGGUUGUACUGCAAACAGCUUCAUCCAACCUGGAGCUCCUGCUAGUUCAGUCACAUUUCUUAGGUUGUUUUCAUAGGGUUUUGCUGAUGUGUGGAGUCCAUACAUCAUCAUGGCAAUACUAGAGGUCACAUGGGGAGAGGUAUGUUGCCGUGGUGUUUACACAAAGCCACAUGCAUGACCACAUGGUUGUACAGUAUCCAUUGAAAUCGCCUUAGGGAAAGCCACCUUUGAAUUAGUAGCACAUUUACUGAACAUUUUGGGCUGGGCAUGGGCAUUAAAUAGCUCCACCUAACAAGUCCCUUCAGUUCUUUAUACUUCUGUAUCCCUUCUCCCCUGCAUCUCCACCCCCAGCCCUCCCAGAUAAAGUUGGCUUUGUACUUUGUGAAGGUGUAAAGUUUGCCACUCCUGGUAGAAGAGAGCCACAACCGAUAAGCACACACAUAACACAUUGAACAAGUGAGAUCUGUUUGAACAACAAGUGAGAUACCACUGGGACUUGAAAUUCAGGCUCCGACUCAGAACUCUGUCUUUUCAAAGCUGCCACCUUCCCAUUUUAAACGGCCUUGGAGUCUCAAGACUUAGCAGGAAAUUCAUUAUUUUGAUACUGUUUGAUCACUGUGCACUUUCUUGGGGCUUGAAUCACUGGAUGUAGAGACUGGAAUGGGGUUACAGAGCUUUAUAUUGGAGUGCUUUCCCAUUUAUGUCUUAUUCUCUAGAUCUGGGAAUGACACCUUUCUGCUACCAUGUGGUGGAAUUCUGCAAGAGGGGCAGCUAGGAAGCACCAUGGGUGCUCCCCCUUUGAUGUUGUCAUGCUCCUGGGCAGUGCUGGGACCUGUCACAGUGUGGUGGGAGCUCUUGGGUAGCAGAAAGAUGCAAGGACACCGUGUUAUGGAGAGUUUGUAGCCGCUCACUUUGCCACUCUUGGGAUGGAAUCCAUCCUCUGAUUUGGUAUCUGCUGUCAGUUUAGGGGUAGGAGCACCUUACACAGCUGUGUUUGAGUUACCCUUCAGUGUACUACGGUUAUCAGAUCAUUGCUUUUAAUUCAGUGUCUCCUUGGGGAUUUGCCCUGGAUUUUUGUUCCACACCUCUUGUUAGCCUCACCUUCACCACUCCACUAUUUUAUAUGAGAAAGUUACUUCUUCUUUUGCAAACUUGCUUCUAAUUAAAAGAACCCUUUUGGAAA
Molecule: messenger RNA, 13776 nt
Organism: Neopsephotus bourkii (Bourke's parrot)
Lineage: Eukaryota; Metazoa; Chordata; Aves; Psittaciformes; Psittacidae
Gene: SDK1
Product: sidekick cell adhesion molecule 1
Exons: 45
Coding region: 1177-7989 (2270 amino acids)
Molecular function (GO): protein binding
Source: RefSeq, a predicted model, not a curated record